This is a messenger RNA of Stylophora pistillata, 636 nucleotides long. RefSeq lists its product as uncharacterized. The record is from RefSeq and is a predicted model, not a curated record. Lineage: Eukaryota; Metazoa; Cnidaria; Anthozoa; Scleractinia; Pocilloporidae.
AUGGAACUGUUUUGGCCACAUGAAUUGCUUAAGGAAGGUGUCAUGAUUUUUGAUAGUCCUGGAGUCGGAGAAAACGAAACCAUGAAUAAAUUUGUCCUAAACUACCUGUCUGAAGCCUUUUGCUUUAUCUAUGUGAUUAACAGCACUAAUGCUGGAGGAGUUCAGAGGGACAGACUUCUUAUGUUGCUCAGCGAAGCAAAAAGUCUUAAGAAGGAUGAAAGAAUGGACGACAGGUUGUUUACCAAGUGCGCAUUAUUUUUUUCCAACAAGUGGGAUCAAGUUCCUGGCAACAACGCAGAGCAAGUGAAGCAAAUGCAAAUUGAGAAACUUACUGAAAGGUUUGGAGACCUUAAUGCGGAGAAGCAGAUCUUCAAUCUAUCUUGCAACAGAGCUCAGUGCGCACAGAAGUAUGGGGUCAUCACUGAGGAAUUCGCUAAACUUUUGGAUGGAAUAAGCAAUCUCGUUGUGUCCUAUGUACAGAGUAGUCUUCAAAUCUACUUUAGGUGGCUUGAAGACCUAUUGUCUCGGAUGUCUCGUCAAGUUUGCAGUCUGUUGAAAACAACGACUAUGUCACGCAAAGAAAUAGAGAAGAAGAUAAAACGAGUGAUGAAUAGAAUAGCUGAACUGGAAAGCUAA